UCUGUCCAUGCCCUGUCCGUGUUCUGUCCAUGCCCUGUCUGUGUUCUGUCCAUCCCCUGUCCGUGCCCUGUCCAUGCCCUGUCCGUGCCCUGUCCAUCCCCUGUCCAUCCCCUGUCCAUGCCCUGUCCAUGCCCUGUCUAUCCCCUGUCCAUCCCCUGUCCAUCCCCUGUCCGUGCCCUGUCCAUCCCCUGUCCAUCCCCUGUCCAUGCCCUGUCCAUGCCCUGUCCAUCCCCUGUCCAUGCCCUGUCCAUCCCCUGUCCAUGCCCUGUCCAUCCCCUGUCCAUCCCCUGUCCAUGCCCUGUCCAUCCCCCGUCCAUCCCCUGUCCAUGCCCUGUCCCCUGGCCGCUGGCUCCUGGCAGGCUCUCAGUGUCUCCCCGUGUCCCCGUUCCGGGGGAUGUCCCCAGCGAGGGACACCCUGUGUCAGUGUUACCUGUCUCCUGUCCCACAGGCGGUUUCCUGUGCCUGACGACGAGGAGCAACCCCUCGAACCUGCGGUACAAGGCGGAGCUGGAGGCGGCGCUGGGGCAGCUGGAGCGGAGCGGAGCCUGGCAGAAGCUGCUGGCCCAGGAGGUGGAGUACUGGGAGAGGGCCACCAGCGAGGAGGAGAGCACCCGGGGCAAUGGCUACAUCUCUGGAAUCGUCUACAUCUACCAGAAGUGCCCUGUCCCCCACCUCGAGGAGGACUGAGACCUAGCAUGGCUCUGGGGGAGCUGGGGGAGGAGGGAAGUGUGAGCACCCUGAUAAAACUGAGCCCGGUGACCCCCUCCUGCAGAAGGGCAGCUGCUGGGGGUGACAGUAUUUGGGGGAAAUUUCCCCUUUCCCUUCCUUCUCUACCUUCUCACCGAGGUCUGGGCUUGGGGUCCUUGUCUCUCCUCAGCACGGGAAGGGUCUCCUGGAUUCACCAGGGUCUCCUGGGCACCACCUUUAGCUCUGACAUUCAGGUAUUGCCCCCAACACCUCACGCUCACCAUGACAUCUCACAGACCCACAUGGCUGCUCCAAGAUAUGUCCAGUCUGGGUUGUCUUCUCCCCACUUCACCCACCUCAGCACUCAUGGUCAAAAUCUGGAUUCUUCUUCAUCUCCUACCCCCAGAGUCUUUACCUGGGGACUGUUGGAGGUGGGUCCCCAUCCUCAUCCUCCCCAGGGACUGACCCAGUGCUGAGGUGCAGGAGCCUCCACAUCCAGAGUCAAAGCAGCAAUGCCAAGGUGGCUCCCAGCUGGACGGGCUGUCCAAGUGCCACAUCUGCCUUUCAUUCCACAACAGCUGCUUGCAUCUCUCAUUUUCCCACAGCUUUGUAGUUAAUGGUCUGGGUGGGGAAAUGAGUUUGGAAGAGAUUUGGGGAGCUGGUGGCUUCUCCCUACCCAGCACUGCCUGCCCAGCCUGUUCCUCCAGCCCCUUGAUGGGCUGCCUCCACAAUUUCUCCUCCACUGCUCCCUUGGGAAGUUUUUUACCCAAAUCUCUUGCUGGAAUAUUUGGGGUUCUUUUCAUUUUUUCCUUUCCUCAGACCUGUUCCUGCUCAUCCUGUUCCCAUGUUCCUGGAGAACAAGUUGCAUCCAUCCCCUCAGGAGCUGUUCCUCCGUGUGAGGACUGUGUCUGUCCCUGUCGCUCACCCAGGGCAUGCCUCAUCUUCCAUACUCGCCCUCCCCAUGGCUCUUGUCACCCUCCUGCUUCGUCCCCCAUGUUUUGGGGUCCCUGUGCCCAUCAGUAGCUGUCCUGCUGCUCCCUCCCCGUUUGUCUCUAGCACUUUCCCCUGGGCAGCUGGUGGUUGUGGCUGUCCCCAGCCCUGCACUUGCCUGUUCAAUAAAGCUGUCCCUGCUGUC
Cyanistes caeruleus (blue tit) is the source of this 1822-nucleotide messenger RNA. Lineage: Eukaryota; Metazoa; Chordata; Aves; Passeriformes; Paridae. The record is from RefSeq and is a predicted model, not a curated record.